AUGAUUUUCUACAGUCGAUUCCAUCUGGUCUCAAAAUUAAGACUUGUCGUCGGCCUAUUUCUAUGCAGUAUUCUUAUAAAUUUCUAUCAGUUUAUAUAUCAUUCACCUAGCUGUUCUAAUUUAUGCCCAUAUAAAUCAAUUCUCAGCCAGAAUCAGCUAGCAUUUGACAAGUUCCAUAUUGUACCGCACUAUGCUGAUUUUAUCUGUCCGCAAAACUUUCGAAAUCUGGCUGAUUGGGUUUAUGGUUGGCCUGAAGGGGUAUUCGAGGAAGAGCUAGACAUUACUACUGACAAAGGGUAUCGUAUUGGUUCGUGUUUGGUAUCAGGUAGUAUAAUUUAUGUCAAAUCUGAUUAUUUGGAGAAAUUCUUCAGCAAAGUCUACCCGUAUUUGAACAGUCGAUUUGUACUUAUCACAGGACAAAGUGAUGUAUCUCCGCCUGAUCGAUAUCUAGCCUACCUAGACAUGCAUGAUUCAAAAAUUAUUCAUUGGUUUGGUCAGAACGUCGAAACAUAUGCGUCAGAAAAUGGCAAAUUUACACCAAUUCCUAUCGGGAUCAACUGUUAUGAGAUGGGCAGAGCUCUUCAACGUGUUCGUCGGCAGAAGUCCACUUCUGCCUUGUUAUUCUUGUCGAAUAGCACAGAUCCGAACGAAUACUACUCGUCUUCUCUUUUUUUCUCACAACAAAGUGCAACUCAACAUAUCACAACUCAACUGUUGCUAGUAAAUUUUCAACGGCAGACCGAUCCAACUGGAACUCGUACACAUGUUUGGAAAACUUUUUGCGACCGCAAUACUACAUCUAAUUUUGUUAAAUGUAUCGAUAAACCACAAGGAGUUGAUAGUUCUGCAUUACCGACUAUAUACGCUCGGAAUCGACAAUAUCCAUUCUGGCUUUCUCCUCGUGGUAACGGAAUAGACUGUCAUCGCACCUGGGAAGCACUUUAUUUAGAUGUUAUUCCAAUCGUAUGGAAUUCCACAUUGAAUUCUCUGUAUACUGAUUUACCUAUCAUAGUUGUCAACGACCAUAGUGAGAUUACCGAACAUUUCCUCCUUACCAAGUUAACAGAAAUACUUGUUAAAAAAAGAAGCAAGCGACCUGUUUAUCGAUACGAAAAGCUGGCAUUUGGCUAUUGGCGACGUCUCAUCUUAAGUAAAUCUAGAUAUUCAAUAACAACAAUAAAACGAGAAAAUCAAUGUUGGCGUGCUAAAAGUACUAGCAAAAGACACGACUAA
Adineta ricciae is the source of this 1233-nucleotide messenger RNA. The record is from the annotation of a GenBank genome assembly. Lineage: Eukaryota; Metazoa; Rotifera; Eurotatoria; Adinetida; Adinetidae.